AUGUCUCAUAAUUAUUGGCUGAUAAUAUUAUUCGUUGCGAGUAUGGUAUGCAACGGUUACGGAAGGCCGCCGCACGAAGUGGAUAUAAAAAAUAUAUAUCCGGUGUACAGAGCCGUUAAACAACUAGACAAUAAUACAAACAGGUAUGAAAAAGCGUAUAGGGUUAAACAUAAGGACGAUGAUACGUUAGCGUAUAUGAGAAUCGAUGAUAUGUCACGCGAUAAUAUCGAAAGUUUAAAAUUGAAAAAGAAAAAUACUAAUAAUAAUAACAGUGGAGGGGGAACACCCGAAAUCAAAUACGUACCCGUAUCGGUAACUAUAAAAAAAACAAACGUAUUUAAAAAAUGGCCGAACGAUCAAAACGGUAUUGAAAAUUCCGAGGAUCUAGAUCUUUACAACACGUACGCGAACAACAUAAAACCCCUAACAAACGACGACAAACCUUCCAUAAUCAUUUUGGAAGAUUUGACGAAACCAUUUCCGGACGAUUCGACGACGAGUUCUUUACACGUGAUAAAACCGUCGAUGCACGAUAAUCCCCACGUGUCACCACCCGUACUUCCGUUACAAAUCGAAAUGCCACCACCGUAUUUUCCAACCGUUCAAAAUCCAUUUCCGAACGUUUUUUCAUUGACUUCGAAACCUAUACACGUUUUAAACGGACCCCUUAAACCGCCAUCAUCACUUCCGUCAAACGACGGAAACGGGGAUUCCCAAUCGGGUUUUAAUCCAACGGUAAAUCACGAUUUGCACGUCAUUCAUCCAGAAUCCUCUGACGUUUUCGAACACGUAUCCACACCGCCGAUCGAAAUCGUUACGAAAAAAAAACAUAACAAAACCGAUUGUCCGAAAGUAUCGAUAACAACGACAAACUCGAUUAACAACAACAACAACCGAGACGUCAUCAAAGAAGGGUGUCAAGAUAUUAACAUUUACAUAAACAAUAAUUUAACGAAUAACGUUGUUAUGACAAAACCCAACGGUGGGGGUCACCGUCCCGUUGUCGUGUACGAUCAAAACGUUAAACCUUCCAGUGGUACCUCUGGAAUUUUCGCCAUUUUGGAUUCCGUUUGGUCAACUCUAAACAAACUAUUUAUUGUUACACUUGCGGUAAUGACCGAUACGACAAAGAUCGUUUAUAAUUACCGGGUUACGAGUACGAAAUGCAAUCGUAAAUGA
Messenger RNA from Pediculus humanus corporis (human body louse), 1179 nucleotides. RefSeq lists its product as uncharacterized. NCBI's taxonomy places the organism in Eukaryota, Metazoa, Arthropoda, Insecta, Psocodea, Pediculidae. The record is from RefSeq and is a predicted model, not a curated record. Bases 1 to 1179 code for a protein of 392 amino acids. The transcript is spliced from 2 exons.